Malassezia restricta is the source of this 366-nucleotide messenger RNA. Its product is annotated as annexin A7. Lineage: Eukaryota; Fungi; Basidiomycota; Malasseziomycetes; Malasseziales; Malasseziaceae. The coding region runs from base 1 to 366 and encodes 121 amino acids. The record is from RefSeq and is a predicted model, not a curated record. The transcript has a single exon.
AUGUCGGCGAAAGAUUAUUACAAUGGAACUUCUGGCGGUGCCGGAGGGGGAGCUUACAAGCCACCUGCAGGCCCCCCACCCGGUCAGGGUGGCGGCUACCCCAUGGGCGGUGCGCCUGGUGGCGGGUACCCUCCGCAGGGUGGAUACCCUCCGCAAGGAGGCUACUACCCACCGCCCCCGCAGCAGGCGUACGGUGGCAUGCCGCCAGGCGGUGGUGGCUACUAUGGCAAUGCGCCUCCUCAACCAGUGUAUAUCCAGCGUCCGCAACAAGGCGGUGGUGAUGCAGCACAGGGCUGCUGUGCCUGCCUGGCCGCGAUGCUCGCCUGCUGCUGUCUCGAAGAGCUCUGCAUGGCCUUUUUGUACUAG